This is a messenger RNA of Talpa occidentalis (Iberian mole), 1431 nucleotides long. RefSeq names its product MAGI family member, X-linked (gene MAGIX). The coding region runs from base 1 to 1185 and encodes 394 amino acids. Lineage: Eukaryota; Metazoa; Chordata; Mammalia; Eulipotyphla; Talpidae. Gene Ontology annotation, molecular function: protein binding. The transcript has 7 exons. The record is from RefSeq and is a predicted model, not a curated record.
AUGGAGCGGCGCGCGGGGGUCGCCGCCGACCCCAGCGGGCGCAGAGGAGGUGGUAAACAAAGCAGCCCAGGCGCCCAGGCGGCGGCCGCGGCGGCGGCGGCGGAGGGCAGGGGCCAAGCGACCCAGCUAGCGACCCAGAGACCCGAGCCUGGCUCCAGGCCCCCUACCUGCACCCGCAGCCGCCGCCGCAGCCCUGCACCAGCCCCUGCGGCGCGGGCUGCGCACCACACCCGGAGCGCAGGCCGCGGCCUUUCCCUGCCGGCGGGCCGCAGCGCCCGGCAGCUGCUGGAGCGGCUGGACGCGCGCCCCCUGGCGGCCCGAGCUGCGAACGACGUGGCGGCGCUGGUACGCCGGGCUGGUGCCACACUGCGCCUGCGCCCCAAGGAGGCCACUUGCAUGCUGGAUUCUGCCGAGAUAGAGGUCACCGACAGUCGCCUGCCUAAUCCCACAUUGGUGGAACACCCACCCCAGCAUCGUCAUUCCAAUACUUUGGGUACACGUGCCACGCAGCCUCAAAUGACCCAGGCUAAGUUACGUUGUGCAUCGAAGCAUCCCCAAGGCUCCGGUCAGUUCUGCGUAGAACUGGUUCGCGGUCCCUUGGGCUUUGGCCUCACUUUAAGUGGCGGACGAGAUGCAACUGGGAACACUCCCUUGGCAGUGGGCGGACUGCUGAAGGAUGGGCCUGCACAGCGCUGUGGUCGUUUGCAAGCUGGCGAUCUCGUCCUUCGCAUCAACGGAGAGUCAACUCAGGACCUCUCCCAUGCCCAGGUCCUGGAGCGGAUUCGGGCAGGCAGCCCCAGGCUCCAUCUUGUGCUUCGCAGGCCUCUUGAGAACCACCCUGGCAAACCUGAGGGGGUGUCAGGGCCCCAGAAAGGAGAUGAUCGCCCAGGUCCUGGGAGACCAGAGGUCUUGAGUUCUAGCUGUGCCAGCGCUUCCCCAUUUCUGCACCCGGGAUCCUGUGAACCACGCCAAACCCGGGGCAACCAGGAGCCUAGCCCAGAGCGGGCAGCCAACGACUCCGCAGAUUCUCCUGCAGAGCGCCACACAGAGGACCCCGGAGACCCAACCCCCGGUUCCCCAGGGCCCUGGCUGGUGCCGAGCGAAGAAAGGCUCUCGCGGGCCCUAGGGAUCCCGGGAUAUGCGCAGCUAUCGCUGGAGAUGGCAGCCGGAAGGCGGAGGCACUGAGCAUGCGUCAGACAGCUGGUGCUCUCUUGGCACUGCCCAACCUGGAUCUGGCGUCGUGGAGAGAGCGUCCCUUUUGUCUUGUCCCCCCUCCUGCUGCGCAGUCGACCAGCCCGCGCUCCCCUCACGUACUCAGUGGCAUGGUCCUCCCAGACCGGCCAGCCCGGCGCUUCUUGUUUCGGGAGGGGGGGUAAUAAAAUGGUUCGAUCCAGUCUUGACUUGCCAGGUGCUCUAGGCAGGGUGGGGCUC